This is a messenger RNA of Penicillium coprophilum, 1554 nucleotides long. RefSeq names its product alpha-amylase. Gene Ontology annotation, biological process: carbohydrate catabolic process. The record is from RefSeq and is a predicted model, not a curated record. Lineage: Eukaryota; Fungi; Ascomycota; Eurotiomycetes; Eurotiales; Aspergillaceae. Gene Ontology annotation, molecular function: alpha-amylase activity; calcium ion binding. The transcript has 8 exons. The coding region runs from base 1 to 1554 and encodes 517 amino acids.
AUGAUUCUUGCUCAACUUGCUUGGCUUGCCGGCUUCGCUGGCACUGCUAUUGCUGCAACUCCAGCUGAAUGGCGCUCGCAGUCAAUCUACUUCAUGCUCACUGAUCGCUUUGCCCGAACUGAUGGAUCGACUACUGCUACUUGUAAUACCAGUGAUAGAAAAUACUGUGGUGGAACAUGGCACGGAAUCAUAGACAAGCUGGACUACAUUCAAGGAAUGGGCUUCACAGCCAUUUGGAUCACUCCCGUAACCGGUCAAUUGACCGAGGAUACCAAGUAUGGAGAUCCAUAUCACGGAUACUGGCAACAGGAUAUAGAGGCUCUGAACCCGAACUAUGGAACCGCAGAUGACCUCAAAGCUCUCGCUGCGGCCUUGCAUGAACGCGACAUGUAUCUCAUGGUCGAUGUAGUCGCAAAUCACAUGGGCUAUGCUGGUGCAGGAACUGACAUGGAUUACUCCAAAUUCAACCCCUUCAAUAAUGCGAAGUAUUUCCACUCUUACUGCCCAAUCACCGAUUACAGCAACGACACCAUGGCGCAAAAGUGCUGGCUUGGCGAUAACUCCGUCUCGCUACCGGAUCUGAAUACAGAUAGUGCGGAGGUGCAGAAGAUUUGGUAUGACUGGGUGAGGAAGUUUGUUACUGACUACUCGAUUGACGGUCUUCGUAUCGAUACAGUCAAACAUGUCCAAAAAGACUUCUGGCCCGGCUACAACAAAGCGGCCGGCGUCUACUGCGUGGGCGAGGUCUUUGACGGUGACGUUGGCUAUACCUGUCCAUACCAGGAGGUACUGGACGGAGUGCUCAACUACCCAAUUUACUAUCCGCUCCUCAACGCGUUUCAAUCGACUUCCGGAAACAUGGCUGCCCUAUACGACGCCAUCAACACGGUGAAAUCAAGCUACAAGGAUUCAACGCUUCUGGGUAAUUUCUUGGAAAAUCACGAUAAUCCCCGUUUUGCCUCCGUCACCGACGAUAUUGCCCUCGCCAAGAAUGCAGCCACAUUCACCAUCAUGACGGACGGUAUCCCUAUUGUCUAUGCAGGGCAGGAGCAGCAUUAUAGCGGUGGCAAGGAUCCAGCUAAUCGCGAGGCUCUGUGGCUUUCUGGAUUUGACACGGACAGCGAACUGUACAAGCUUAUUGCAAAGGCCAAUGGUGCUAGAAAUGCGGCGAUUGCUAAGAGUACCAAUUAUACUAUCUACCAGGUAUGGCUUGUCUCUUUCUAUCUUAAUAAGAGGAGAAAGAAGAACGGAAAGAUUAAUACUUCACAGAACUACCCAAUCUACAAAGACGAGAGCACCAUCGCCAUGCGGAAGGGCUAUGAUGGCGGACAGGUAAUCACCGUCUUAACCAAUCUCGGUACAGGGGGUAAAGAGUACUUGCUUUUAAUCCCUGAUACUGGAUUCAAGGCCGGUGAUAAGUUGACGGAAAUUAUAUCCUGCGCCAGUGUUACUGUUGCUGAGGGUGGGAAGGUCCCUGUUCCUAUGGCUGGCGGAGAGCCGAGGAUUUUGCUCCCUACCUCUUUGCUUGAGGGCUCACGUCUGUGUUCGUCAUAG